ACAAAAACUGGUAAAUCUUUAUAUCCUCAACCCAAGGAUUUGGUGGGGUUUCAGCUCGGAAAAUUUGAUAAGCUAGACGAAUAUUGGUUUCUGUAGCUUGUUUUCUUCUGAUCUUCAUCACUUUGGUGCUUGGAAUUGUUCGGAUUCCGAUCAGAUUUGGAUUUACGGGAGGAGUAUAACGCCUAGGUUUCCGAAUUGGGUCAUCUUUUGUGAAGACUGAAGAGUUCCCGUCGAUUAAUCCCCCGGGCUGGGGGCCGGAGGUGGAGGAUUGAAAGGGAACAAUGAAGGAUUUGAUCGGAAGACCGGGGACGAAGAGUGGACUAGCUUUGAGAAUGGGUCAAUCGGCAUUUGCGGCUGCUUCAAUCGGCGUUAUGGUUUCUGCUUUGGGUUUCUCUAGCUUCACUGCUUUCUGCUAUUUGAUUGCAUCAAUGGGCCUUCAAGUGCUUUGGAGCUUUGGACUUGCAUGCCUUGAUAUGUAUGCUUUGAGGAGAAAAAGAGACCUUGAAAACCCAAUAUUGGUCAGCCUUUUUGUUGUUGGUGAUUGGGUGACAGCCACUUUAUCCCUGGCUGCUGCAAGUUCAUCAGCAGGGAUUGUUGUUCUUUAUGCCAAAGAUUUGGACGUCUGCAAGUCUCAUAAAAAUCUUCCUUGUAACAUGUUCCAGAUCUCCAUAGCUCUUGCUUUUAUCACCUGGGCUCUUAUUGCUAUGUCAUCACAUGUCAUGUUCUGGAUUUUAUUAGCUUCAGUCUAGAAAACCCAUACUCGAUUCCUUUCUUUAUUGAUGAAAAGCAGGCCAUCUGUAAAUAAUCUCGUUUUUAUAACAUUCAUUUUUGACAUUUUUCAUGUUUUCAUGUACAAACUCUUGGUUUUGAAGCAAAGGGGAUGUUUCCAUUU
This is a messenger RNA of Cucurbita pepo subsp. pepo (vegetable marrow), 892 nucleotides long. RefSeq names its product CASP-like protein 5B2. Gene Ontology annotation, cellular component: membrane. The record is from RefSeq and is a predicted model, not a curated record. Lineage: Eukaryota; Viridiplantae; Streptophyta; Magnoliopsida; Cucurbitales; Cucurbitaceae.